AUGUCCACAUUUACACCAGCUAAGGGUUUGAAGAUGCCAAACAUUUACUCUCUUAAACUCAUGAUCAAUUUCCUGGUCAGACGAAGAUAGAUCACUCCCCUGAUCAGAAUCGCUUUCUUCGCUUAAAUUGCUUGUUUCUCCCCCUACUUCUGGCUCAAAUUGGUACGGUAACACUUCUCCUGCCUGUUUAUCGUAGGUAUUUUCCAUAAUAAUUAGUAAAAGGGUACAAUCUCCUUAUAAAACUUAGUGAAUCUCGAUAAACUCGAUACAAAAAUAUAUUGUUGUUUUGAUUCUACCCAGCCAAUGACGUCACACGGGUUCAUGUGAUCCGAAGAUAAUUUUUUAAAAAAGAUUUUCAAAAUGGCGGACGAUACAGUGACUUUAGCUGCAAAUAUCUCGCAAAUGAAAAAGUUUGGUAAAGAAUUAUUAUGAUAUUCAUUGUUAGAUGAUGUAACCCUUUCAAAAUAGGCAAUAAAAAUUUUGGGUGCUAAUGUCCUUUAAGGCUUAAUACUGGGUAGAUUUUGUUAAGUGCAUUGUAAAUCGUACUAUAUGUGUAUUUUUCAGACAAUUCAUUGUUUAUUGGGUUUGUAACCAAAACGCAGCUUUGCAAACUUAUCGAGGAGGGAGACAUCAGUCCAGCACUGCAAAACGCCUUAUACAAAAGUGUUAGAGCCUUCUAUGUUCGCACAUUGGAGUAUGCCAUUGAUAACCUGCCAUUAAAUGAUGAUUUGCUGGAAAAUGCAAAGCUUGUAAAUUUCAACAGGAGAGAAUAUGCCGAACUUUCUGAAGUGGAGUACUUUGUCAAUAGGUAAAUUGAAUUAUUAUAAUUAGUGCUUGGCCUCUAUUUUAAUGUACUAUAAUUGGUAUUUUACUUGUAAACUCAGGUUCAAAAUCCGAUGACGAUGUACCAAUAUUUUAGCUGCUCUCUCUCUCUCUUCCCCUCUGCUUAUUUUUUCCUUUUCACUUCUAUAGAUUUGAGCUUCUGUUAUCUUUCCAAUCCCCUCAAGAAAUGGAUAAGUUAUCUGAAGAAUUUGUUGAGUUUCAACUACUCUGUGAUGAUGACAUACGAAAACAGAUAUAUGGGAAAAAGCCACAGUUAAAGUUGACACUGUUGACGAGACGUGCUACCACAGAAUGGAUGUUAUUUGGCAUUACAUUUCAUCAAUGA
Messenger RNA from Paramuricea clavata, 1168 nucleotides. Lineage: Eukaryota; Metazoa; Cnidaria; Anthozoa; Malacalcyonacea; Plexauridae. The record is from the annotation of a GenBank genome assembly.